CAUACGCAACGAUUCGGUCAUCGUGGUCGGUACGCGCAUAUCCGCGUAACAUCAAGUUUUGCUAAACAAAGGUUCAAUAAAACCUACUUCAUUCAUGUCAGUGCAACAGCGCAACUAAGCCGAAGUGGUGUAUUCUUGGAAUUUUGCGAUCCGUUAGCGGUUAUUGGGGGCAAGUUUGUGGAAAGGAUUCCUGCGAUUACUUUCGAACAAGUUCAUUAAUUAUUGGUGGUGUGUGAGUGCGUGACAGCAAAGCAACGGGAAGCUCGACAAGAGAUAGGCUAAGAUAGUGUGUGAUAACAGUGAUUUGAAAAAACAUAAUUUGAACGUGUCGCAUAUCAAUUCACGCAUAAAUUAGUACUGAUUUCACUCUUUUGAGGGUAGGGUGAGAUCCGCCAGCAAAGAUGUCUCUCAAUAUUUGGCUCAGAUAAUACUACAAUCAUCGUAAGAUACAUCAGACAGCUCUGCACAUAACUAGUACUGCAACCUCACUAGCCAAGACGCAAUGACACUGGCAAGGAAUCAAACAGGGGAAAAUGGAAAACCAUUCAAGACCGAAUACUUUACGACACAAUCGUCACCGAAAUGUGGCGUUGAUACGCCCGCGGGUGUAAACAGCCUGAGUAUCGUAACCGGCACGACAGACAGCACCAGAGGCAGUCUCUCCAAUAUCUCGGCGUCAUCCAUCAAACGAACAGACAACCCUUGCGAUGACGAUUCGAGUGCCUUCGAUAGCAGUAGCGAUACGGAGUGUGAUGAUGAUUCGAUCAAGCGCGCCAUUGACCGCAUCCCGGGUACGCUGGUACCCGGGGAGGCAUGCGUUCUUCCGAACGGGAACCUGAAAGUUGGUGCCGAAGCGAUCAGUCCCGCGAUCAGACCCAACCCGGGGGCCUCCAGUAUAGGUGCGAUCGCGGUACACAAUUCUUCAGACAUCACUUUUGGCAACAAGACGUACAUCAAAGGGCAGGUUGUGAUAAAGAACAUCUACCAGGAUCGUAAAAAUGGGAACACCAACCAGGGAUAUCGUGAGCAUGAAAAUGAUACUAACGAUUCUUCUAAAAAAGUACCUUCAGCAUCUAUACCUCCAGAGCCACGAACCUGGCAAACUAGUCUUAAGACAAUCAUCAAGGACAAACCCUUGCUCAGCUUUAUCGUCAUGAUAUCGCUCAUGAUUGUGCUGUGUGCCAUCGUAGCGGUCAUAUCCAUCCUCACCGCGUCAGGUAAAGCUAGAUUAAGGCCCCCCGUUGGCGAUGGCGAUGACAAUCGUCCCAAUAUCCCACAGGACAAGGACAUAGAAGACGACCUGUUCCCGGAUCCGAAACCACUGCGGCUGGUUACGAGAACCGAGUGGUUGGCUCAACCAUCGCGGGGCGAAUUGGCCGAUCUGAAAUUGCCGGCGAAUCUCGUCAUCAUUGCGCACACUGCCACCGAAGGGUGCACUACUCAGCAAGCAUGCAUAGCACUAGUGCAAUCAAUUCAAAGGUAUCACAUAAACCAAACGAAUUAUGGUGAUAUUGGAUACAAUUUUUUGAUCGGUGGCGACGCAUUCGUCUACGAAGGCCGAGGCUGGCUCAAAGUGGGUGCCCACACCAAAAAUUACAACACCAUCAGCCAAGGGAUUGCCUUCAUCGGUAAUUACGAAACCGUUGAUCGGCCAACUGAACAACAAAUGGAACAGUUAGAGCUACUGCUUCACAACGGUACCGAGGGUGGUUGGCUUGCCCAGGACUACAAGCUGCAUGGAGCAAGCCAGUUAAAAACCACCAUAAGCCCGGGAAAACUGCUCAUGGAAAAACUGCGUCUGCUGCUACAUUUUAGUGAAAAUGUGUAAAAUUGGAAACGCAUUCACCAGAGCAGACGGAAAUAGGAACGGGAUCGUGAAAGACUGAUCAAGGGUCUGCAAUGUAAAACAAAUCAGGGACGUUCAUGCAGAAAAGAGUGCGAUAAAUAUGUUGAGCAAUCUUUUGUAAAGCAACAUGUUUUUAUCAUUUAUUAGCUGGUGCUACAAUUUGAAAAACCCAUCAAUUUUCCUAGUUAAGAGAUCGUACAUGAUCGUGGAUUUGAAAAAUGUUUACUUCAGCUUCGGAUGUGUUUAAGCUUUCAAUAUGUUUUUACGACAGUACGAGAAUAUUAGAUAAGAAAUGAACAAGAGCAAGAUGUAAUAAAACUCUUCCAUCACAAAGACGACUCAUAAAGCGCA
Molecule: messenger RNA, 2197 nt
Organism: Anopheles moucheti
Lineage: Eukaryota; Metazoa; Arthropoda; Insecta; Diptera; Culicidae
Product: peptidoglycan-recognition protein LC-like
Exons: 6
Coding region: 503-1828 (441 amino acids)
Biological process (GO): peptidoglycan catabolic process
Molecular function (GO): N-acetylmuramoyl-L-alanine amidase activity; zinc ion binding
Source: RefSeq, a predicted model, not a curated record